This is a messenger RNA of Camellia sinensis, 633 nucleotides long. The record is from RefSeq and is a predicted model, not a curated record. NCBI's taxonomy places the organism in Eukaryota, Viridiplantae, Streptophyta, Magnoliopsida, Ericales, Theaceae.
AUGGAUGAACCUGAAAGUAGUACGCAAAAACAGGUCAACAGUGAAAUUGACAAUCAAGGUGCUCCGGAUGGCAAGGAUGAUGUUUUCGAUGGGAAAGAAAAAGGGUUAGCUUCCCAAACCUAUGAUAGUUUACGAAUGCUUACUAAGGUUAAUGUUUUGCAAAUGAAAUUCAAUUCAAAAGAGGAUGCUUAUUUUUUCUACAAUGCAUAUGCUAAGGUCAUCGGUUUUAGCGUACGAAGAAGUAGGAAACGAAUUUAUGGAGACAACAAAUUUGAAGAGAGUAGGAAAUGGGAAACCACACAUCCCUUGGCAGCACCACACUGCGUCCCUUUUCUUUGGUCACAUAGGUUUGUAACAAGUGUAAACCAAGUUCAAGUAAAGGCUAUGCGCAAUAUGGGUAUGAAAACGAGUCAGAUCAUGGAUUUUAUGGUCUAUCAAUCAGGGGGUUAUGAGAAGGUGGGCUUCAUUCACAGAGAUUUGCAUAACCAAUUCCAAGCUGAAUGCAAAGUACAACUCACAGAAGGGGAUGCAGAGGGUGCUUUAGGAUACUUAUCAGCUAAACUAGAUGCAGAUCCAUUAUUUUUUUUCAAGUACAACGUCGAUAAGGAUAACCGAUUGGACAAGAUUUUAUGA